AUGAGGGAAGAGCUCAUCGCCAGCGCCGUGACCUUCCUCUCUGACCCCACUGUCCAAUCCUCACCCCUCACGAAACGGAUUGCGUUCUUGGAGUCGAAGGAAUUGACGCAGGAGGAGAUAAAUGAGGCUAUCAAGCGUUCGCAGAAUGGACAUCCAGCUACCACGAUAGGAAAUGGAGUUGCACCGGCGAUUCCGGGAUGGCAGAGUGGACCACCACCCUUGCCAGGACGGGACUGGCGGGAUUAUUUCGUGAUGGCGGUUACGACUGCUGGUGUGUCAUACGGGCUUUACACCCUUGCGAAGCGCUACGUCCUCCCCCUAAUCCAACCCCCAACCCCCGCCGCCCUCGAACAAGACAAAUCCGACCUCACCGCAACCCUCGAAGCAACAUCCUCCCUCCUAACCCAACUCCAAUCCGAAACCGCAACCCUCCUCUCCGCCUCCUCCGAGCAACAAUCCCAGAUAACCGCCGCACUCGCAAAAGUGGAGACCGUGAUCGCAGAGACACGAGAAGCGAACGAGAAGAGGGAUGGAGAGGUUAGGCGGAUGCGGGAGGAGAUUGAGGGGAUUAGGGGGUUGGUGCCGAAGGCUGUUGAGAAGGUGAGGGAGAGGAGUGAGAGAAGUUUGGAGGAGUUGGCAGGGGAACUGAGGAGUUUGAAGAGUCUGUUGCAGAGUAGAGUUGGUGCUACCGGGGAACGGUUGGGUACGGGUGGGGUUGGGCAUAGUCCUGUGCCGUGGUUGAAUCAGAGCAAUUCGGUGUCGUCGGCGCCCAAGUCACCGGCUGCUGCUGGAGCUGGGGCUGUUGGGGAUGCAGGUUCGAACGCGUUCGUACAGGCCAUGUCCCCCUCCUCCGAAAAAUCGUCCUUCCUCGACCGCGCAUCGAGAUCAGGAAUCCCAGCAUGGCAACUCGCCGCCUCGGAGAAAGCUGACGCCAAGGGGCAAGAUGAGUACAAGAAGACCACGGUCGAGGAUGCGAAGGAUGCGGCGGAGGAGGUUACUGCCUAA
This is a messenger RNA of Saitoella complicata NRRL Y-17804, 1005 nucleotides long. RefSeq lists its product as uncharacterized. Gene Ontology annotation, molecular function: signaling receptor binding. Gene Ontology annotation, cellular component: peroxisomal importomer complex; peroxisomal membrane. Bases 1 to 1005 code for a protein of 334 amino acids. The record is from RefSeq and is a predicted model, not a curated record. Gene Ontology annotation, biological process: protein import into peroxisome matrix, docking. NCBI's taxonomy places the organism in Eukaryota, Fungi, Ascomycota, Saitoellomycetes, Saitoellales, Saitoellaceae. The transcript is spliced from 2 exons.